This is a messenger RNA of Cottoperca gobio, 1309 nucleotides long. It is a transcript of the gene calua, whose product is annotated as calumenin a. The coding region runs from base 37 to 981 and encodes 314 amino acids. The record is from RefSeq and is a predicted model, not a curated record. Gene Ontology annotation, molecular function: calcium ion binding. Lineage: Eukaryota; Metazoa; Chordata; Actinopteri; Perciformes; Bovichtidae. Gene Ontology annotation, cellular component: endoplasmic reticulum. The transcript has 6 exons.
CAGACCGUGUCUUUGUGUCUCCGUCAGUUUGUCAGCAUGAUCCGUGCGUUGCUGAUGUGUUUCGCACUCUGCGUGGUCUCUGGCAGCAGUAAACCUACGGAGAGUAAGAGUCGUGUUCGUGAUGAAGAACCUCUCAGCCACAUCGAACACGACGACAGCAAGAACUACGACUACGACCACGAAGCUUUUCUGGGAGAAAAUGAGGCCAAAGCCUUCGACCAGCUGACCCCAGAAGAGAGCAAACAGAGGCUUGCCAUCAUCGUGGAUAAAAUCGACAGUAACAAAGACGGUUUUAUCACCGAAGAGGAGCUAAAGGUUUGGAUCAAAAGGGCUCAGAAGAAACAUAUUUACGACAGCGUGGAGCAUCAGUGGAAAGACUUCGAUAUGAACAACGACGGCAAGAUCAGCUGGGACGAGUAUAAGAACGUCACGUACGGGAGUUAUCUGGAGGACCCUCAGAUGGACACGGAGUAUAACUACAGUCACAUGAUGUCGAGGGACGAGAGACGUUUCACAGUCGCAGACACAAACGGAGAUCUGAUUGCAGACAAGAAAGAGUUCACCGCGUUUCUUCAUCCUGAAGAUCACGAACACAUGAAGGACAUUGUGGUGCAGGAGACGAUGGAGGACAUCGAUAAGAACGGAGACGGUUUCAUCGACCUGAUGGAGUACAUCGGCGACAUGUACACGUCAGAGGACGGAGAGGACGAACCGGAGUGGGUGGCCACCGAGCGUCAGCAGUUUUCUGAGUUCAGAGACAAAAACAACGAUGGGAAGAUGGACAAAGAAGAAACUCUGGACUGGAUUCUCCCUUCUGACUACGACCACGCUGAAGCUGAAGCCAAGCACCUUGUGCACGAGUCCGAUGCCAAUCAGGAUGGAAAACUCACCAAAAAUGAAAUCCUGGACAAAUACGACGUGUUUGUUGGGAGUCAGGUGACGGACUUUGGGGAGGCUUUACUACGACACGACGAGUUCUAGAGGCAGACAAGAUUUUUAAAUAUGAAACAUGAUUUUAUUUGUGUUUUUGUAGAAUAAUUUAUUUUGUAAACCCACAGAAAAGCUUUUAAUAACUUUGUGCAUUUACAUUUGGAGUUCUUGAAUUAAAACGGGUCAGUUUGAUCUUUUUAUAAUAUUUCCAUUUUUAGGACAUUAUCCUCUUACCGUGUGGCCGGCAGGCCCACCAGGAGUUUUAUUUUGCUGUGUGUUGUGUACAAUCCACCAUGCUGGAUGUGGUACCCAUGCCAUACCUCUUUAGAAAGCUUAGAAUCUCAUCCAUUUAGAUUUUGAGAUCAUAAUAUAAGGUACA